AUGGGGAAGAAAAAGCAAAAACUGGUGCGUCAUACAGCUGAGCAACUCACAGACGCGCCUCCAACCCACAUCCACACGGCUUCAAUUUACACGUUUCAAUCCGGCAAGCCAUUAGUGCGCACUGAGUCCCUAACUGGUGUCAACAUACCUCCAGUUUCUCUCCAUGACGAGGAUCCACCAUCAGCUCGCAACCAAUUCCAAAUAUAUGAUCCUGGCGAUUUUCUGGAGUAUAUGCCCAUCCCCGAUGAUGAUGUUGAGACUGAGACUUCCAAGAGGAAAGGACAGCCGGCGAUCACCCCCUUGCAGCAUGGCUGCCAGAAUCGCUGGAAUGGCCAUUACUUUGAACGAAUAUCCUUAAAGACGUUAGGGCUAUGCAUCCAGUUGGGCCAUCGUAUGGACGACACUUGCUGCAAUCCUCAACGAGCAUUCAAUGAUGAUUUCCCUUGCGCUGUUUAUCGGACAACGUUGGCAUUGAUCCGCCAAAGAAGCCUUAGGACCGCUACCCAACCUUCUUACAGUGUAGUCCAUGAGUGGCGGAUCAUCAAUUACUCAAACAUUUUGCCCGUGGUCACUGCCCAGAUGGCGUGGGGACAACUGAGCCAGGACAGUGCGCAGUGCUCUGUCCUGCAUGUCCCCAACCCGGAAAAAAUAUUCCCGAGGAUUGGAAAGAUGCCCCGCCUGAUAAGCGAAGGUAGAUGGCUUUAUGCCUUGUUUGUCGGUAUUGACACAAACUUCCGUCUGAAGCGGAAGUUCGUAUCGAGUGACAGCAUCGAUCCUGGAAUCAGUAAGGGAUGGUCAUAUUUCGUAGAUGAGCGGGCAUACAAGGGGUAUCUAGAUGAUCACAAAGACCGAAACCAGGAGCGCAGUACAUGUGCUAGUCACAAUGCCGUCAACAUGGCUGAUACGAAGAAUGCCAGAGGCCUUGCCGCAACAGGCGUCGGGACAGUAGAUUGUGCUCGACAUAAUAUGAAGCUUCGUAACGCAGUUGGUGACUUACAAAAAGGCGAGAAAUAUAUAAAUAUGGACUAUCUCUUUUUCUCUGCAAUGAGCCACAACGAAGUCACUGUCCUCAAUGUUUCAUUUUAUUUGGAUUUUAGCAGCAAGGCAAUCACCUUUCUCGUCCCAAAGUUCCAUUUACCUGCCCAUAUCGAGCAAUGUCAAAUCGACUUUUCAUUUAAUCUCUCACGGUAUGUUGGCCGUACUGAUGGCGAAGCUCCAGAACGUGGGUGGGCCAACAUUAACCCGAUCACAUCAAGUACGAAGGAAAUGGGCCCAGGCUCUCGGCGGGACACACUCGAUGAUUACUUCGGUGACUGGAAUUGGAAGCGUUGUAUAUGGCUUGGACGACUGCUUGCUCGCAAGCUAGUGGACGCGAUCGAGCAAAAGGCCAAGCAUCAACGGGAGCUCAUUGAACUUGAGAGCUGCCUGAAAGCACAGGAUAUUUCACAAUGGAGAAUCGAGGUCGAGGCUUGGGAGCAGGAUCACUCACAGACUAAUCCAUUCCAAGUCUGUGUAGCACCCGAGACACAUGCUGCUGUGCAGUUGGAGCUCGCACGUAUUGAAGCUGCAGAACUUGAAUCCGGCACAAACAUCUCUCUUCACGCAGAUGUCUCUCCCUCCAUCCUAAUCAGCUCUGGUAUUGAUUUGGAAGAUCAACAGCGACGUUUGUCUCUUGAGAUUGCGGCACUCGGUGUGCAUGCGACUGAUCACCAACUUGCAAAGGCCCAGCAGCAUACCAACUCGUUACGAAGGAAAAUCGAAAGUUGGCAAGAUAUUCAGCUACUUUACAUGCCGUUUGUAUCACUCCUGCGCGGCAGUGAAGAACCAUGUUCCCCCGCCAGUUCUACACCCGUCGAAGCUUUCCAGCUGUGGUUACCAUCUGCGGUGGCAAAUACACGCGCAAGAAGUACAAUCAGCAAGGCUGAUGCCAAAGUCAACAUGGCCGCUGAGCGUUACGAAGUCGCGAGGGCAGCGCUUGCAAAUUUAGCACGAAUUCUCAACGAGGAUCGGACAUGGAUGGAGGUUUUCAAGCCUCUCAAUCGGAGCAAGGACCUGAAAGCACUGAAGGAUAUGUGGGGGAAGGAGACAGAGGGGACAUGGCACCUUUCUUGGAUUUGGAAAACACCAGGAGUAUCAGAGAACGCCAGUGUUGGGCUGCAUGAUGCUCUUCAUAUUGAAUGGUGUAAGGCUCGUGCGCGUGCGAUGCGAUGGGAAGAGGAGGUUGACUUACUGAAGGAGGAACAACAGCGGGUCAUAGCAUUCUUGGACUGGCAGGGAGGUUGGUGGCAGAGUCAGCGAGAGCGCCGUGACUCGGAGUCCCUGGAUGAUACAUUGAGGGAAGGUUUGGUGGCUUACGCUGAACGCCAGGCAUCACUGCGUUGGCAGCUGUCGACUCAUUUUCAGAUCUUGUGGUCUCCUCCUACCCUCCCGACCCCACCUGCGGGCACGACAACGUAG
This is a messenger RNA of Suillus clintonianus, 2457 nucleotides long. RefSeq lists its product as uncharacterized. The record is from RefSeq and is a predicted model, not a curated record. The transcript has 14 exons. Bases 1 to 2457 code for a protein of 818 amino acids. NCBI's taxonomy places the organism in Eukaryota, Fungi, Basidiomycota, Agaricomycetes, Boletales, Suillaceae.